Molecule: messenger RNA, 1424 nt
Organism: Periophthalmus magnuspinnatus
Lineage: Eukaryota; Metazoa; Chordata; Actinopteri; Gobiiformes; Gobiidae
Gene: gemin2
Product: gem (nuclear organelle) associated protein 2
Exons: 10
Coding region: 79-882 (267 amino acids)
Biological process (GO): spliceosomal snRNP assembly; spliceosomal complex assembly
Cellular component (GO): nucleus; spliceosomal complex; SMN complex
Source: RefSeq, a predicted model, not a curated record
AAUAAAGAUGGCUGCGUUUUCACGUUAGUAGGUAAAUUCUCUGCAAAAGUUAGUUCUCUGUUAACUAAUUUUAUCAAUAUGAAGUCGGACGUCGAGGAGCUAAUGCCUAGACUCCUGCCUGUGGAGCUUAGAUAUAUUAACGAUGAGUUGGAUUUAAAUGGGCCUCCAAGAAACCCCCAAGAAUAUCUGCGACAAGUCCAGUUGGAGGCGUCAAUGUGCCCUGAUGUGGUGGUAGCCCAGAUUGAUCCUAAAAAACUAACGAAGAAACAAACGGUCAACGCAUUGGUACCAAGCUGUCACUCAGCCCCCAAAGGAUUUUCUCCCAGUCUCAGCUGGCAACAGAAACAAGUUAGCACCUUCUCAGAUGUCAGACAGAGCAUUACGAAAACCAGGAUACACUGGAGUAGCCAGUCACUUGAUAACAAUGUCCUCAUGCCCAAGAUUACCGAUGAGGAGGGCUGGAGGACAUUUUGUCUGGGGAGGAAAGUCUGUUUAGACCCAUCUAUCAAUACCGAUGCAGAACCCGCUCUUGAACUUGAUUAUAGCCAGGUUGGCUUCCCUCCAUUCCUUAGCAUCGUCAGCAGGCUCAACCAGUCUACAGUACUGAUAGUUCUAGAUAUUCUUAUUCACUGGUUUGAAGAAAACGACUUUGUUCCACAGUUGGGUCGUUGGUUGUAUGCUCUAUUGGCCUGUUUGGAAAAGCCUCUAAUACCUGAAGCCCACUCCUCCAUCAGGCAAUUGGCGAGAAGAUGUUCACAGCUUCGAAGCACAUUGGAGAGUCAAGAUGAUGAAAAACUACCUGCUCUAAAUUUGCUUAUUUGCCUUGUUGCCAGAUACUUUGAACAAAGAGACCUAGCAGACCAGCCAGAAACUGAAAUCUGAAGAAUUCAAAGCAGUGACUCACUUCAUAUUGUCAAAAACAUCUCAGGGGUGUCAAAACUAUGGCAUGGGGCAAACAUGAACUUCGACCAAUUUUUGUCAGUCUCCACAGCCUCCUGCUGAAUUGGCCCAAAUGAUCAUGGCCAGCAUUUUUAUUAUUAUUUUUUUUUACUGCAAAUUAAACUCAGUUAACAUUGUGAUGUGUUACAGACCUCAAUUUAUGUUACAAGCCUUAUUACACAGUAAAAUAUUUAACAGUAAAAUCUGUAAAAUGCAAUUAUUUGAAUGAUUAAUUUGAUUGUUUAUUAUAAUUAUUUUAUCUGUGUCUACUUCACACAUUUCAUAUGCAGGGCUUGUGUUAAAGUUAUGGAAAUUGUGCCAAUACAUUGUUUUCAAUUAAAGUAUUUCCUAGGACUGUAACCGAUCAUUCUUAUAAGGCCACAAGGAUUAUUACAUGUAUAAUAAGUGUUUUAUCGUUCAUUCUAGUAGUUACUGAUUUUUUUUUUUUAUAGCUCCCCUCUAUUUCAGUUACUAUAUAUUAUAUU